Teleopsis dalmanni is the source of this 438-nucleotide messenger RNA. RefSeq lists its product as uncharacterized. Lineage: Eukaryota; Metazoa; Arthropoda; Insecta; Diptera; Diopsidae. The record is from RefSeq and is a predicted model, not a curated record. The transcript has 2 exons. The coding region runs from base 1 to 438 and encodes 145 amino acids.
AUGGUUCUUCGUACACAAUUAAUCUGGGAGUCCAGAAAACAACAAACUAUAGCUCUGUCAUCAACCGAAGCCGAGUAUAUGGCUAUAUCCGAUGCUGCGCAAGAGGCAGUGUACCUAAGGCGAUUUAUAACAGAAUUGCUUGGCGCACAAAAACCUGUGGUCACCUUCAACGACAACCAAGGUGCAGUUGAACCAAUUGCAAAUGGAUCUUCUAUAAUGGAACCGAAGACGACGGACAAUGAAAUCAUGGACCGUAUGGAUGUUACUAAUGAUGAUAAUAGCAAUAAUAUUAGCAGAAACGUCCGUUCUGCUAGAGGUACUGCAUCAAAUUCAAGUGAGGGAUCCAUGGGAACUUGUGGAACAGUGCAAUUAUUUCAAGGCAUACGCCACAAUAUGCAUUCGAGUAUUAGAACGUUUACAAAACAAUAUCGUCUCUGA